UAAAUCUCUCCACCGGCGCGCGUCGCCCUCUCUCCCGCCACCAUUCUCUCCGUCUUACACGACUCCUUAUUUUUCUGUCCUUAAAUUCCUACAUUCAUUCAUCCAUUCCCAUUUCAAAUCUCUUCUUCUCUUCCGCUUCUUCCGAUCCUCCUCCCAUGGCGGCUUAGCCCAUUUUCCUUCCUCUUUCCACCCAUGAUCCCAACACCCACCGAUACAUUCCCCAAAUGGUGACCGAUUCCAAAGACCCACUCCCUAAUUUCCCUCCUCGUGCCCUGAUUGUCGGCAAUUUCUGUCAUGAUUUCCUCAUUCGCGACGCCCGUGUUGUCACCGAGUCUCUCGGCGGCGCCGCCUCGUUUAUUUCCACGGUCUUUGACGGUUUAUCGGUUCCCUAUCUCACUGUUUCGAAGGUGGGGGCUGAUUUCGCCUAUUCGACAAACCAGACCCCAAUCGUUGUGGCUGAUUCGAAGACGACUACGUUUCGUGCGUUUUUCGGUUCUUCAAUCGCCGGCGAUGGCCAUGGAGAUCGGAUUCUGAAAAGGAUCGCGGCCUGUGCUCCGAUUUUGCCUUCGGAUCUUCCUGAUUUUAGAUUUGAUUUUGGAAUGGCGGUGGGCGUUGGUGGAGAGAUUCUCCCCGAGACUCUUACGCGGAUGCUUGAGAUUUGUGAUGCUGUGUUUGUUGAUAUUCAGUCUUUGAUUCGAGUUUUUGAUGAAAUUGAUGGCACUGUGGAGCAUGUGAACCUGAAGGAGAGUGGAUUCUUCCAUUUAUUGCCUCGAAUUGGGUUUCUGAAGGCUUCUGCUGAAGAAGCGCCGUUUAUGGAUGUUGAAGAGGUGCGGAAGUUUUGCCCUGUUCUUGUGACGAACGGGAAGGAAGGGUGUACGGUGUAUUCGAACGGCGGCCAGUUGCAGAUUGCGCCGUUCACGGCGGCUGAGCUCGAUCCUACUGGAGCCGGUGACUGCUUCUUGGGUGGGUUUGCGGCGGGUUUCACGGCGGGAUUGGCUGUAUCGGAUGCUGCAUUGCUUGGGAAUUUGUUUGGAUCUUUGACAGUCUCUCAAAUGGGUCUGCCCCAGUUCGAAUCCAGAAUCUUGCAGAGAAUUAAGGACAAGGUAGAGAUGAGAAAACUGCAGCACAUCGACUCGUGUGACCCGGGAGAGAGAAAGUCGAUUCAUCAGAUGCCAGAAGGACACGAACAGUUUAAAAAAUUGCUCGUGACGGUGAGGUCAGAGUGCCAACUGAAUGUGCCAGCUUCUCCCAGAACAGUGGAGCAAGUGAAUGGGCAACACAAGUUACUAUGAGGAGCAAAUAGGAAGCAGCUGAAAUUUUCCCAUCAGAAUCUCACAAAACAAAUAGAGAUCCAUAGCUUUUGUUGGAACUUUUAUAAGUCAAUCUGAAAUCAUUCAAUUCAGCACAGAAAGGCUUGGAUAAGUUCUGUACUUUCCUCUGGUUUUUGCUGCUUCAUUUAGGAAGGGCGUUUUGGGAACUGAAA
Molecule: messenger RNA, 1483 nt
Organism: Cucurbita maxima (winter squash)
Lineage: Eukaryota; Viridiplantae; Streptophyta; Magnoliopsida; Cucurbitales; Cucurbitaceae
Product: inositol 3-kinase-like
Exons: 2
Coding region: 225-1292 (355 amino acids)
Biological process (GO): myo-inositol hexakisphosphate biosynthetic process
Molecular function (GO): kinase activity
Source: RefSeq, a predicted model, not a curated record